Molecule: messenger RNA, 663 nt
Organism: Kwoniella botswanensis
Lineage: Eukaryota; Fungi; Basidiomycota; Tremellomycetes; Tremellales; Cryptococcaceae
Exons: 1
Coding region: 1-663 (220 amino acids)
Source: RefSeq, a predicted model, not a curated record
AUGCCUUUCAGAAAUUCAUCUAAGCUUACCCAAAGUCUCUCAGACCUAUCAAGCAGAGCCAGUAACCUCGAGCUUGAGAACCAAGAGCUCAAACAACGUCUUCGAGCAUUGGAAGCACUACGUGUGUCAGAAUGGCAAGAGAACCGAGAUAUCAUCACCAAUCUGGAAAAUAAAUGCUCCAAAUUACUUACCAUAUAUACCGAAGAUAAGUUCAAAUUGGCCUUGAGCACAUUGGCAAACAGCAUCAUGGAAGACAUUGCCACUGCACGAAUGGAAUAUAUCAAGACCUAUGGGUCCGGAUGGAGCAUGAUCGAUAAUUUACUGAAUGAGCAUCCCGACCAAGAAAAAAAUGUAUCCAAUAUACUUAGGACAGAUCAAGAUACAAAGAAGCAGGUUGAGUCAUUCGUAAUCGAUACAUUGCGAGAUCAUUAUACGUCAACUAUGAAUUCUGGAUAUGGCGAACGUCCAAAUACGUUGAGAAGUAAGUUAGAUACCAAGGCGAAAGCCAGGAUGGCGAAGAGCCUGAAAGACCCUCACCUGUUCGUUUUAUCUAUUCAGCUUGGCGAUGGAGAUGACGUUGAUGCUGAAGUUGUGAAGAGUUUUUUGAAAGUCGGGACAUUACCUGUUGGUGAUAUUAUCAGAGAAACGAUGUUUACUAAAUAA